Molecule: messenger RNA, 1707 nt
Organism: Paracoccidioides brasiliensis Pb18
Exons: 1
Coding region: 1-1707 (568 amino acids)
Biological process (GO): protein peptidyl-prolyl isomerization; protein folding
Cellular component (GO): catalytic step 2 spliceosome
Molecular function (GO): peptidyl-prolyl cis-trans isomerase activity
Source: RefSeq, a predicted model, not a curated record
AUGUCGUCGCACUACAAUACAGAACCACCUCCAACUGCAUCUGCAACUCUCAACACCACCGCCGGUCCGCUCCAUAUUUCUCUCUUCGCAAAGCAAACACCUCUUGCAUGCAAGAAUUUCCUCCAACAUUGCUUAGACGGGUACUACAAAGGCACGGCAUUUCAUCGCGUCAUCCCAGAUUUUAUAAUCCAAGGCGGCGACCCGACAGGAACAGGCGCGGGAGGAUCUUCGAUUUACGAGGACCCAGAGUUUGAAUUCGACCCACGCGAUGGAGAGAAAGUGGUUUUCAAAGAUGAAAUACAUAGUCGACUACGGUUUAACCGGCGGGGAUUGGUGGGGAUGGCGAAGGCAGAGGAUGGGACAUACGGGAGCCAGUUCUUCGUGACAUUGGGGGGUAGUGCGGACAGACAGCUAACUGGUACAUGUACGCUGUUUGGGCGAAUCGAGGGAGAUAGCAUCUAUAAUGUUGUAAGGAUUGCGGAAGGGGACCUGGUGGAGGGCACAGAACGGCCUGUAUAUGCAGUUAAGGUUACCGGCUGUGAAGUGGGGGAUUUAGGCCCGUUCAAGGAUGUUUUGAAGAAGCGGGAGAAGGUUGCCGUUGCCGCACCAACCCCUGAAGAGGAAGCGAAGCGGGAUGUCACAAAGAAGAGGAGAAAGGGCAAGGGCGCAAAGGUACUAUUAAGUUUCGCGGACGAUGAUGAAGAAGAUUCGAUAAAUGCAACUAAAGAAGCAAAGAAGCCCAAGUUCAAUACGAGGCUUGUUACAGCUGGUGCCAACGCUAUACUGGAGCAAAACCCCAAACUGGAGGAUAAACAGCAACCAGAACCCGCAGUAUCCUCUCCUACACUCACGAAUCAAGAAGAUAAAGAUGCCCAACCUGUUUCAAAACGGCGCAGGUCUAUAUCCCCUUUACAAUCAUCGCCUAUCAACAGCAAACCAUCCAGGGACCCAAACACCCAACUUCCUCUUCCAGACCCAGAAAUGCCAUCCCGCUCCCCAUCUUCCUCCCCCGCUCCUCCCACCAAACAAUCGGCAUUAUCUCGCGUCACUGCCGAAAUCGAUGCGCUCAAAGCAUCCAUGCGCCGAAACGUCUCUACAGCCGUUGAACCCCCCCGGAAAAAGUCUGCACUGGAGACCUUGAUCCCGGAAACUUCAAUAAGAGGCCGCCGGCGCCCAGCUCCCGGCAGUGCACAUGGUGCUGGAUUGAGCAAUGGCACAUCAUCUCAAGAUGCCGAGGCGAUGAGAAUCCUCAACGCCUUCAAAGCGCGGCUGGAGCAGGCAGAGUCACUCUCAAACCGUUCCCAACUAACCAAAGACAAUCAAGCCAAAAGCAAACCCCGACAGGACAAGGAAAAGGACGAAGAGGAACAAGUGUGCGACCUUCACUUCAUCGCACACUGUCAAUCGUGUCAAGCGUGGGAUCAAAACGGCGCUACCGACGCAGCAGCUACGAGGGGAGAUGCGGAUGACGACGACCCUGUCGACUGGAUGACCCACAAGCUGACCUUCGGUAAGGAUAUGCUGGGCAAAGAUCUAAACUGGAAGCGCACGCACGAGGAUGCCGAUGGGCUCGUAGUAAUUGAUCCGCGCGAGAAGGAGAAGGAAGUUGUUCAGAUGGCAAGGGGGAAAGGGAGGGGCCGGGAGCGGGAAAGGCAGCGGAAAAUGGAGACGGGUCAUCAGAGGGAGUGGGAUCAGAAGGGGCGGUGA